AUGUCCGUCAGCUCAUUCGUCUCGUCUUCAGCAAGCGCCGCCGCAUUCCUCCAUGACCAAGCCUCUUCCGGCAUUUCGCCUCCGCGUUCCGUCAACAACUUGCCGUCCGUCAACUCGCCGUCAACGUCCAUCCGCAGCAACACUGACCCUUCAUCCUUUGCCGACGACAACCAUUCCGUCAACGCUAACCGUGCGACUUUCGCGAUCGCCAACACCAACACCAAUACCGGAACCUUCGCAUCUUUCGGACAAAUACCGUCCUCUUCGAGCCGCCGCGUUGAAUCUGCGUCCCAUGGUGGUUAUCCGUCAGCCACGUCAGCAUCGCGACCAACUGCGUCGCAACACAUGGCGUCGAUCUCAGCGGCUCCGCCAAUAAGAUUUGGGGCGGAAGGAGCGCCGAUCGACUUUCCUGUGCUCUGCCUGGGCUUCGUGGCAUGCUCGAUCACAGCGGCGCUCUCUGUCAUGCUCGUUGCUGCUGUGCCAGCCCUUCUGGCGAUCCGCAAGGCAGCACAGGCGUUGGAGCUGCUAGCAGAGGUGGCAAGGGAGGAGGUGCCAGGGACGAUGGCGGCUGUGCGGCUGUCAGGCAUGGAGAUGAGCGAACUGAGCAUGGAGCUGAGCGACCUCAGCCAGGAGAUAUCGCAAGGGAUCAGGAAUUCCGCUCGUGCAGUGCGGCUCGCCGAGGAUGGGUUGCGGAGAGUUGGCAGCUUGGCAGCUUCACGCACAGCAGCAAUUAUUGAGGAGAGAGCGGUGGUACCUGUUCCCUCGGUGACUCCAGUUAUUGCUUCAGCUGCAAGAAGCACAAAGAAUGCUAUUAGAGGGGCGAGGGACGUGGUCUCACAGGUUUCCCUGAUCAGUCACUUGUCCAACUUCCUUCCUUGGGCUGACAACCAGCCAAACCGUAGAUAG
Messenger RNA from Closterium sp. Yama58-4, 906 nucleotides. NCBI's taxonomy places the organism in Eukaryota, Viridiplantae, Streptophyta, Zygnematophyceae, Desmidiales, Closteriaceae. The record is from the annotation of a GenBank genome assembly.